Molecule: messenger RNA, 2423 nt
Organism: Trichomycterus rosablanca
Lineage: Eukaryota; Metazoa; Chordata; Actinopteri; Siluriformes; Trichomycteridae
Gene: ptpa
Product: protein phosphatase 2 phosphatase activator
Exons: 10
Coding region: 18-986 (322 amino acids)
Biological process (GO): mitotic spindle organization
Cellular component (GO): cytoplasm; protein phosphatase type 2A complex; nucleus
Molecular function (GO): peptidyl-prolyl cis-trans isomerase activity; protein tyrosine phosphatase activator activity
Source: RefSeq, a predicted model, not a curated record
AUUUGCCAUCGUCAAACAUGGCGGAAACUGAGCAGCAGGCAGGUUCCUCUCCUGAAGAUGACAGGCCUCCUAUACCCACCAACUUUAUGGUACCAAAGAAGGAGAUCAGCAUGGUACCUGAUAUGGGCAAGUGGAAGAGAUCUCAGGCAUAUGCAGACUACAUGGGAUUCGUUCUGACUCUUAAUGAGGGGGUGAAAGGAAAGAAACUGAUGUGUGAAUUUCCAGUUUCUGAGACAGUGAAGAAGCUGCUGUCUUUGUUAGAUACUUUAGAUCACUGGAUAGAUGAGACACCACCUGUGGACCAACCUUCACGCUUUGGCAAUAAGGCUUAUCGUACCUGGUAUGCCAAACUAGACCAGGAGGCUGAAGCUUUGGUCUCUGCUGUUCUACCUGCUGACCGUGCUGCUGCCGUUCCAGAGAUUGCUGUGUACUUAAAAGAGGCAGUGGGCAACUCCACAAGAAUCGAUUAUGGCACAGGUCAUGAAGCGGCCUUUGCGGCAUUCCUCUGCUGCAUUUGUAAAGUAGGAGCACUGCGAGUGGACGAUCAGUUGGCCAUCAUUUUCAAAGUAUUUGACAGGUAUCUGCAUGUGAUGCGCAAGCUGCAGAAAACGUACCGGAUGGAGCCAGCGGGGAGCCAGGGUGUGUGGGGACUCGAUGACUUUCAGUUUUUGCCCUUCAUAUGGGGAAGCUCUCAGCUCAUAGAUAACCCCACACUGGAGCCUCGGCAUUUUGUAGAAGAGAAGGUGGUGAACGAACACCACCAGGACUACAUGUUCCUAGAGUGCGUCAAGUUCAUUAAUGAGAUGAAAACGGGUCCAUUUGCCGAGCACUCGAAUCAGCUUUGGAACAUCAGCGCUGUCCCGUCCUGGUCCAAAGUCAAUCAAGGCCUUAUCAGAAUGUACAAGGCUGAAUGUCUAGAGAAGUUUCCAGUCAUCCAGCAUUUCAAGUUUGGCAGCCUGCUCUCCAUCGAACCAGUAAAACCAUGAUCGACACCCGGAAGAACCGACGAAAGAACACAAACAAAACCUUAAAUACAAGAAUAAACCAUGUGUAUUACUCACCCCAACCCUGAAGUUUAAAGAACAAAGUUUAAAGUGCUCAGACUAAUAAAUGUGCCUGCAACCAAUAUCCUCCUUCUACAUCUAACACCCAGUCAGCACAGCUGGAAUUAUACAGAGCAACAUUGGAAAUUGAGUUGCCUAUAAGUCAGGCAGACACAGUAAAAUUUAAACCCUCAUUUAAAUGAAUUGAAUUUCCGCUGCAUCGCAGGUUAUUAAAUGUGCAGCGCGAGGUGAUGCAGCAAAGUACCACGUAUCGUCUCACUGACCUGUUUCAUUGUGAGCUUUUUCUCUUUUUCUGUAAUAAUUUUAGUAACCCAUAGAAAAACCAGUCACAGCAAGCUGAUACACACACACUUUUAAUUAACGUUUUUGUCAAGUACUUAGAUUGGGGUUAUAUUGUUAAUAUAAGUUCAGCAAAAAAUUACUUUGAUCAGCUCCCGUUAAGGGUCGCCACAGCGGAUUAUUCAUCCACGUAUUUGAUUUGGUGCAUUUUUAUGCCGGAUGCCCUUCCUAACACAACCCUCCUAUUUUCCGGUCAUGGAACCUGCAUUAAGAGUGCACUGAUAUGUCUCCCCAUUUGCUAGGUUCACGUAACUCCAUGCGCCUACUGGGAUUCAAACCCCCAGAACUCCAGGCUAUAUUAUUUUACAUACACAUAUUUGAACUUCUUAAUAAGCAUGACUAACCUAACUGGUUGUGUUUAUGUACAGUGUUAGCUGGACUGUACAGUGUGAACAUAGAAAUUACAAAAUCACAUUUCCAAAAUCGCAUCAUGUCCAUUUGGCUUAAUACGACUAAAUUCUGUUUGAAUAUUUUUAUUUGAUGUCCAUGGUGCAAUUUGCAAGAAUGUAUUUGCAAAUUUACAGUUUCAACAAUUAUAUAUGAAUAAUAAGGCAAAAACAUGUUUUUUUUUGUUUAAAGUGGGCAGGUUUGUAUUAUUUUUUUUUUUAUUAAGACUGCAGUGAUCUUUGAAAAAUGGAUGAUUUUGUGGAUGUGUGUGUGUACAUCUGCCUCAAAAAGGCCAUUUGUUGUUGUAUUGAUUUUUGCCAGUUCUCAGAAUUUGCUUCCUCCUGUAUUUGCUGUAAAUGUACUUUGUCAUUUUGUAACUGUCUGGCAUUAAUAGCUCGUUUCACAUUUUAGAUGAACACUCGUAACGUUCACUGCUUUGUUAGGGUAGGUAAGAACAGACAGUUGCUGUCCAACCAAACAUCCCUGUAAAAAAGACAUUAAAAAUUGAUCGCUGUAUUCUUGCAUUUACAAUCAUAAUGCACAGUGCAGAAUGUUUAGUCCAUGUGAGCUGGUAAACCAGAGAAAACACAGAACAACCACAUCAUAUGUAAAUAAAUGUUUGAUUGAAUUGAA